Notodromas monacha is the source of this 2445-nucleotide messenger RNA. The record is from the annotation of a GenBank genome assembly. Lineage: Eukaryota; Metazoa; Arthropoda; Ostracoda; Podocopida; Cyprididae.
CGCGCGUGUUGAGUUUUCGUGACAACGGAAAUUUUUCUCGGAUGUGAUGAUCAGGCGUGGUGUGAGAUUUGGAGGAUCUGAAGCUUGCGUAUAUGUAUAAGCAUUGUUUGAACGCUCUCCGGCUUGAAAAGUUGGAAGGUAAUCGACUGGCGCGGAUUUUGAAUGAGCCUGUCGGUAUAGCAGUGCUGACGAUUUGAAUUACGGAAGGUGCGGUUAAUGGUGGGACCAGAUAAUACAUUCUUCUUCGGUACAAGAUAAACUCCUGGCAGCAUGUAUCGACAGAGGAGUGCUAGUACGGACAACAAUAAGCGAAGCCUGAUUCCUCAACUGAAUCGCCGACGGAGUCGAAGUAAUGAAGGCUCCGAUCGGAAAAAGAGCGUAGCUGCAAUGCCUAUGCGUAACUCUGUGUGCCCGCCGAAUGCCUUGCGAAAUUUGAAAGCAUCCCGCCCGACGGGCGUGUGUGCUACACCCCUGAGUGCUUCAUCGAGAAGUACGCGAUAUACCAUGAGUGCGACGAAAAGUCCUGGUAGUGCGUUUUCCAAUCGCCCGACGAAUGAUCCAUCUUACCCAGCUGCAGUGUCUGAUCGAAUAGACAUGUAUUUUUUAAAUGAAGGCCACGAUUACCGUGUUCCAAGGGAAUUUCGCACGUCCCAAGCAUCUAAGCAGCAGUUCCUGGAAGUAUUCGUGGUUCUUGCUCAGAGGCUGGACCCGAAUUUUGCCCCGGGAGGAGUGAAGGUUUCUGAAGACGAUAUUUUGAGAAUACUCCGAAUGCUUGGCUACAGUGCAACUUUACCAAAGUCGUCCUUGGUAGUACUGCAGAAGAGAUCGUGGCCGCAAGUCAUCGCAACAAUAGAUUUCCUCCUGGAAACUAUUUCGCAGCUCGACAGUGUGGAAGAGGAUCAUAUGUCUUUAAUUUUUCGGAAUACGGGAGAUCCUGUUGCGGAAGAUGCACAAGCUUUCCAGAGUGCUGUCCUUGCUGAAGUGAUCAAUCCAGACUACUGCGAGUUCGUUUCGGCCGCACAUGGGUCCGAAGAGGAAGACAUCAACAGGAUCAAAGAACGAGCACAAGUUGCCAUCGAAAAAUUCUACAACAUCGACGAUGUGGAUCCAGAACAAAUCGAGAAGGAGAGUUGCGAGUUGGAACGACAACUUGAAGCCCAAAAUGAAUUAUUUCAUGUUGCAUGUGAAAGAUACAAGCAGACUUCUGCUUCCGUGGAAGAAAUGGUCACGAGCCGGGACGAGUGUGAAGAGAAAAUCUUGAACAUCGCCGCACAAAUCGAGUCACUGUGCGAAACAAACGAUGGCGUUAAAAGUCGUCUUGACAACAUAAGUUCAAAGCUCGCGCAUUCUCAGGAAGUGAACGCGAAAUUGCGGUUGCAAAUUGCCAACCAACCCAUGUCCUACAUGGCUGCAGAAGAGCUUCGUGGUGAUCGGAAAAAUCUCAAGUUGAAAAUCAACUCCCUGGAGAAAAGCUUGGAUCAUAUGCGCAGUCUUCGAGAAGGGAAAAAAGCCGAGCUGGCUGCCUUGCGUUCUAGUUUCGAUUCUCAAGCUCGAACUUUCAACUCCGAAAAUCUCCUUCGAUUCGGAACGAAAGGCAUAAAAGAAUUCGGUGCAAAUUCAGCGUCUCUCGAUCAAGCUUCGAUUGUGGAAUGGUCACGUACUGUGGGCAAAAACCUUAAAUCGACUGCCCAGUCAGCACAUGCUGAAAAACAGUCGCUCGCGUUGUCGAUUGACGCUUUGAAAACAGAGAUUGCAUCGCAGGAGAAGCAGCUCUCGGUUGCUAAGACAGAAUUAACAAUCGACUUGUCGAAUGCCACGAAUAUGAAACAAAGUCAGCAAACAAUGAGAGAGCAAUGGAAAGCGAACAUUCGGAAAGCCACUGAUGAUUUCCUGGCAGCAAAAAAUGCUGCUGCAUCGUUGCGGAUAGAAAGUUGCGAAUUAUGCGCCCAAAUAGAAAAGCUUGUGAUCGCUUCGCAGAAAAUGAACGUGAAGCGUGCAGAAGCUGUUACCUUCAUUGAGCAGUUGUCUGGCGUCAUUGAGCAGAGAAAGCGAGAAAGGAAAGAAUUUUCUGCACAUUUAUUGCAGCGAAUCAAGGAAAAUGUGCAGAGGGGCUUUGCUGAUAUGGCCGAAGAAAUGACGAUGUUGACCGAAGGAUCAAAGCAAAGCUAUGGAGAAAUGAUCCAGAAGUUGCGAUCGAAGUGGGAAGAAUUCUUGGCGCGCGCUUCGGUCCGCGAUGCCGUAAUUUCAGGGAAGCGGGCGAGACGGUGAACGUGUGGAAAAAAUUUCCGCCGCAGUGAUCGAGUCAUUUUUGUGAUCUCUCCGCCCUCUAGAGGGCUUGAAUGUUUGUAUAUUUUCUCAUGUUCAUUGAAGUCAUGAUCAACUACAGAGAUUGUUUUUACAUGCGUUACUUGAGAUUAAAAAACAUUUUAUGCUUUUGUACUGUAA